AUGGAAAAAUCCUUGAAUUUGGAGUCGACUCCUGUAGUGAAAUAUGAAGAGAACCUGUAUUCUUCUAAAAGUGGAAAGACUUUAACUUUCCAUCAUGCUGUAAUUUCAAAGAGCAACUAUUCGACAUCUUCCAUAAAUAUAGAGUUGGUGUUUCUGCAGGCUUGGUUUAGAGAACUACCAAAUGGGGUGUUGGACUCGCUCUCGCCAGAGCUGGUCAUGCAGGCCCAAUCUGAAGAGGAGUGUGCUCAGCUUGUGCAACUCCUACCACCAACCGAAACUGGUCUGCUGGACUGGGCAAUUAACCUGAUGGCCGAUGUUGCUCAACUUGAACAUCUGAACAAAAUGAAUGCACGCAAUGUAGCUAUGGUGUUUGCACCAAACAUGACUCAGAUGUCGGAUCCUUUGACUGCAUUGAUGUAUGCAGUCCAAGUGAUGAAUUUUCUCAAGACUCUUAUUGUCAAAACAUUAAGAAAAAGAGAAGACUCCACAGUAGAACCAGGUCCUAUAUACCAGUUAGAGCCGUUGGAUGAAAUUGGACAACAUAGCUCUCUGCAACCACUAACUGAACGGCGUGAUGAGGUGAAGGAAGACGAGGAGGCGUUUGUAGCCAAAGAACCACUCUCAGAAAGCCCGGCUCACCCCACUCAUGGUCACUCAAAAACAGACACUGAAACUCAUGGUUUUCUCACUUCUAUUGAGAACAUCAUUCCUGGUGAAAAGGGGAAACCGGUUGAUAAUUGCGCUGGUGAAGUUUCAAAUGAAGUUGAUGCAAUGAAGGAUGGACUUGAAGGAAGAGCCAUCAUGGGAAGUGGAGGGGCUCAACUUAGAAUUCGUAGAAUCAAAACUGGCCAGUCAAGUACCAUCAAUCUCAGGAAAGGAUCCAGAAAACUUCAUGAGCAUCUUGUGGUUCGUGUAGCUGGGCAUGUAGAAAAGAGCAAGGAAACCAGCAGCAUUACUACCUACCAACCAACCAAACCAAGCCUUACCUGCAGCAUUACUAGUCGUUUAAAUUCAAGAACAUAACUUAUUGAAGCCUGGCAGUAAGGCAUUGUAUUUUGCAUUGGAGUGGGGUUGAGUGGAGGUACUUUCUGGCCAGUGGAACAUGACAGUGCCUUGUUUUUCUUUUGGUACUCAGCCUUCCCCUCCUAAACUUGUUAACGGGGACUAAACUGGGGUGUGAAUGGUUCAUUAAUGUAUGUUUCUGGAUGAGGUUUCUCAAGUUUGUUUGUUUAAAUGCAUUUGUGUAACUUUUAAUGA
Messenger RNA from Ilex paraguariensis (yerba mate), 1257 nucleotides. Lineage: Eukaryota; Viridiplantae; Streptophyta; Magnoliopsida; Aquifoliales; Aquifoliaceae. The record is from the annotation of a GenBank genome assembly.